Molecule: messenger RNA, 1995 nt
Organism: Lycium barbarum (goji berry)
Lineage: Eukaryota; Viridiplantae; Streptophyta; Magnoliopsida; Solanales; Solanaceae
Exons: 1
Coding region: 726-1655 (309 amino acids)
Source: RefSeq, a predicted model, not a curated record
UAAUAAUGAUAAUACCUACUUGCACUCGAUGCAGCUGCCUCAGAGGCUUGUAGAAAUAUUUUCUCACCUUGUGGCCUUCCUUCCCGGAAGCCUUUUGCCCCCAGCCUCUAGCAAGAGAUAUUUUCUCCACACAAAAAUAAAAAGUAGACAAAUAAUAAAAUUUAAAAAAAAAAAAGAAGAAAAAACCGAUGUCUAAACUUCCUUCUUUCUUCCACCAAAUAAUACAAACUAACUUUUUUCCUUGCAAAUUUUCUCCAAAAUUCCCAGUCCACAGCCAAUUAAUCUCUUUCAGACGUUUGCAAUUCUUAAUUUUAAUAUUGUUAUUGGCAACCCCAUUUCAAGCUAGGCAUUGGCAUGCCUGCAAAUGGCAGAUAAUAACCUUUUUAGUCGGUGAAAUCGUAAAACAAUAAGAUUCGUUAGAAAAGGGCAUAAUAGUUACUUUUUUUUUUGUCUUGAUAUAUUGAAAAUCUGAGAAAAUAAUUUCUCUUAAGGUAACGUGCAUAUGUUGUUCUCAAUUCAUGUGGAGAUCUGAUAAAAGAGUAUGAUUAUUCGACGUUGGGUGUAUGACUGGCACAAUCUAGAAAUUCACCUAGCCUGCAGAGAAAAUUAAAUUUUAUCCCAUGAGUUUCAUGUAUCUUGGGAAUCAUGCUUGUUCCAUCACCUUUAAAUGUUGUUUUUAUUCAGUUGAUGAAUUGAGAAGCUGGACAAAAUAAAUAUUCUAAAACAUGGCUUAUCAUGUUGCAAAUAGGGCACAAUCAUCUUCUUCUUCUCAACCGCCUCUCGUCCAAAAACUAACUGAUGAUCCUGUAAACCCCAAGAAUGCGCAAAGUAGUGUCACGUGUGUUUAUCAGUCUCAUAUUGGGGGCUAUUGGCGCAAUGUGACUGUUAUAUGGAGCAAGAAUUUAAUGAAUCAUUCCGUGACCCUAACGGUCGAUAGUGUGGAAAGUGAUUAUCAUCAAACAUGCAAGAUUGAUCUUAAACCUUGGCAUUUUUGGGCCAAAAAAGGAUACAAGACCUUUGAAGUUGAUGGGAAUCAAUUGGAGGCAUAUUGGGAUCUAAGAUCAGCAAAGUUUUCUGGAAGUCCAGAACCAUGUUCGGAUUUUUACGUUGCCUUAGUUUCCGAGGAAGAGGUUGUGUUAUUGUUAGGGGAUUACAAGAAAAAAGCCUACAAGAAAACCAAAUCAAGGCCAACCCUUGUGGAUGCUUUGUUGUUUUACAAGAAAGAACAUGUUUUUGGCAAGAAAAGUUUCUCAACAAGAGCUAAAUUUGAUCAAAGAAAACAAGAAAGUGACAUUGUGGUAGAGAGCUCAACUUCAGGGCCUAGGGAUCCUGAAAUGUGGAUAAGCAUAGAUGGGAUUGUUUUGAUUCACAUAAAAAAUUUGCAAUGGAAGUUCAGAGGAAACGAAACUGUGUUAGUUAACAAACAACCCGUGCAAGUCUUCUGGGACGUGCACGCUUGGUUGUUUUGUUCACCGGGGUCCGGUCAUGGUCUGUUUAUUUUCAAGCCGGGGGCGUCUGAGGACGACAGUGACAGGGAAGAGAGUAGCGUGGGCGGUGGCAGCGAUUGCAGUGACCAUAGCAAGUAUUAUUCGACGUUAAGCUACUCCAAAGCAUCGCCAUUUUGCCUCUUCUUGUAUGCAUGGAAGAUUGAGUGAGGGCUAAGCACACCAUUGAAUAUUGAGAAUUGCUAAAAGUGGUAUAAAAUCUAAGAAUUAUAAGCAUGAGCUUCCAGUUUCAAAGAAAUUGUAACUGGAUAAGCAAAUGUCUUGUGGAGAUCAGCAGAGUAAAGCUAAAUUUCUUGGUGUUUUCACUCCAAAUUAAUGUGAAUUUUGUGAAAAUAUUAUUCGAUAUAACGCUAUGCUUUUUUCAACUUGGCGGAUGCAGAGUAUGUGCAUGGGGGCGGGCAUACUCCCUCAUAUAUGUAUAGUCGGACAAUUUAAGAAAUUUAGUUAUAUUUAUGUUUUGCCUACACCAAUUGUUAUUGAGAAUAUAAUG